Molecule: messenger RNA, 1623 nt
Organism: Folsomia candida
Lineage: Eukaryota; Metazoa; Arthropoda; Collembola; Entomobryomorpha; Isotomidae
Exons: 6
Coding region: 276-1361 (361 amino acids)
Source: RefSeq, a predicted model, not a curated record
GACAAAUUUCAAUUGGUCCAUACGCUCACAAAUUUGUAGAUCAUGUCCAAUCAGAGGUUUGAUUCCAUUCCAUUCCUGCAGACUCGCAGAAUGCAAGAGACAUAAAUAAGUAACUCAACUAACUUCACAAUUUUGUCGGUUCGUUCAUCCCUCAGGAUAUUUACGAGUCAUAAAUCGCACACUUAAUCCAAUUUUAACACUCAUAAUAACUAAGGAUCUAUUUUAAUUUGUUUAUUUAAUAAACCAAUCCCACACUGAGAUAUUUAGUUACAAAAAUGAAUUCAACUGAUGAAAAACGAGAAGAACAAAGACUUGCCGCGGUUCAACGACAUCAAGCUGUGUACAAAAAAGCGGCAGCGGUGACCAGGAACAACGCGCGGAUUAAGCGAUUGGCCGAGUUAACUGAGAAAGCGGCACGUUUAGGGAUUUCGGAUGGGUAUCCACUUGGCAUCGGUGUUAAAGAAUUAGCUAAUCAAAAUUCUGGAGGAGAAGGUGAUUCUCGAAUGAGUUGGGCUGAUCGAAUGCAGCAGCAGCACAAUGAGGCAAAUAAUCCCCGAGUGGAAGAACAAUUGGGAAACGUCACUCAACAUGAUGGACAAAUUAGAAGCCUAGAAGUUGACCAAGGUCACGUCAAUGACAUGAUGGCAAGAGAAAGAAACAACAUUGACAUAAGAGCUCAAUUAAAGACGCUCGUCACCUUGGAAGAAAAGGUUGCAAAAUUAAUGACUAUGCCACCACCGGAUGUCGUCAUCUUGCAGAAGAACUUGAAGAAGUUGAACAAGCUCAAGACUGCUCUUUCCACCAGGAACGAUCAGACUUAUUCUUCCCAACCAAUCAUAAGGUCUUCCGAAAACCUAAGAAAUAGGGAGAUCGCCCUUCAGAACAAAAUUUCCACGCUCUUGACUACUCAACAACGUGCGUUGUCCAUUCUGGAAACUAUCGAGGAAGACACACCCCUCGUAAAACAAUGGAUCUCCAAGGCAACCAAAGUCUUCCAAAGUUUGGAGCAUCUCAUUCCCACUAUACUCGAGGAAUGGAACGAUAUUCGUGAUAAGCUCGGGAAGCUUGUGCAGCUCUGUGAAAAUUUAAAAGUUACCUGUGACCAAUCUUUAUUCCAGUCGAAUAAAAUUAAUGGCUUGAUUACCGAGCUGACGGUGGACUGGGGAACAUUGGCGGAACUGAAACAAGCUUAUUUCGCAAAGGAUAAAAAGAUUGUCUGCUCGAUUUGUUUGGUGCAAGAUGUCGACUACGUUUUGGCGUGUGGACACCCUUUUUGCGGAAACUGUGUUGAGCACAUGACAAUCUGCGCAUCGUGCCGGAAACCAAUUUAUGGAAUGACAAGAAUUUAUUGGCAAAUGUAAAUUGAUAGCUUUUAUCUUUCGAGAAAACAGGUACUUAAAUUGAUUAAAUUCAUUCAAACCAGGAAUUAACCGUAAACCUUAUCGAAGUAAAUGUUAACAUUAAUUCAAUAUUAACUUUUGCUCAAUAUAUUAUUUCAAAUAUGUAUAUACUAGCAAAUAAGCCCGUCGCAAGACGGGCCAAAGCACUUAACUAAUAACCUUACAAACAUCUCGCAAUUCGCUAAUAAAUAUGUACAUCUGUUUAACAACGUAACCUAAAAAA